Molecule: messenger RNA, 6515 nt
Organism: Sceloporus undulatus (fence lizard)
Lineage: Eukaryota; Metazoa; Chordata; Lepidosauria; Squamata; Phrynosomatidae
Gene: YLPM1
Product: YLP motif containing 1
Exons: 21
Coding region: 140-6400 (2086 amino acids)
Biological process (GO): regulation of telomere maintenance
Cellular component (GO): nucleus
Source: RefSeq, a predicted model, not a curated record
AAGCACAGGGAGCCUCUCCCGCCUUCCUCGCGGGAAGGCGGUUUCCGCCACGCGCCCGAGGAGCCCUCCGCGCCGCCGCCGCCGCCUCCGCUGCCUCCGGAGGAGUGGGAGCCCCGCCUCCCGCCAGGCAGCCCCCCGCAUGGACAUGGACAUGGACAUGGACCUCUCCUCCUCCCCUCCGCCGCCCGAGACCGAGCCCAGCGGCGCCCCCAGCAGGACCCCGCCGCCCCCAGCCCCAUCCUCCGCCUCCUCCUCCUCCUCCUUCCAGUUGCCUCAAGCGGCUCCUUCCCAGGCUUACCUGCCUCCCCCGCAGCCUUCCCAGGGGACCCAGCCUCCUCCCGAAGCGAAGGAGGCAAAGCAGGGCCCAGACCCCAGCGUCAGAGGGGAGCAGCACCAAAGCACCCCGGGAAUGACUCACCAGGAACAGCAGCACUAUUGGUAUCAACAGCAUCUGCUUACUCUGCAGCAGAGGGCAAAAGCACAUGCACUGGGACAACAGCUGCCAUCAGUUUUGGGAGCUGUAAAUGAUGCCCCUGAGCAAAGGCAAGAAGAAAGGGAAAUUCCCAUUUCUGAUGAACUUUCUGAACCUGCUUUGCCUUAUGAACCUAUAUUACCACAUCCCAAAAAUGAUGAUCCUCCUUUGUCAUCUGUUGAGGCAAAGUGCCCUCAGCUAACCAUUGAACCACCAGAGGAUCCUGAGGAACGUUUGAGAUUACAGCAGUUGCAAGCAGCAGCAACACAAUGGCAGCAGCAUCCACAACAGCGAGUGGGUUUCCAGUAUCAGAGAAUAAUGCAAAAGCAUGCACAGUUGCAACAAAUUCUGCAGCGCUACCAGCAGAUCAUACAGCAGCCACCACACUUGCCAACUUUGUCAGUGGAGAUACAAUUACAGCAUUAUGAGACUCAAAAUAAACAAUUCCAACCACUUUACAAAGAAUGGGAACGUGAAUUUCAGCAGUGGCAGGAUCAGCUUCAGACUUACCCACACAAAGACCAGCUUCAUGAAUGUGAGAACCAGUGGAUGAUGUGGCAGGGGCAGAUGAAAGCUACUCAUGCUCACCUUCAAGAAAAAGUGAAGUCACUUCGGAACAUGAACAGUCAAUAUGCUGGUGGUGGGACUCUGCCACUUCCGUUUUCUCCAUAUUCUCAAACAAUGCAGAGUAAUAUGCCCAUGGUGUCAUCUACUUUGUCCUCAACUGCACGCCCACUGUCAUCUACUGGAUUUUCGUCAGACCCGCAUACAUCUGAUAUACCUGUUCCAAAAGAUUCUGGCCCUCAGUGCACUCAGUCCACUGAAACAAGGCCAACCAUAUUUCCUGCAUCUGGUUCUUUCAAACCUAAAGUUACAGAUCCACUUCCUCCUCCUCAUCCCACAGACAUAAUGAGGCCAGCUCUGCUUCCUACUCCUACCUCUUCUUAUGCAUACAAAGCAGCUGAAUUACCUGCCAGUUCCCAUAACAUGGAGGUAUCUAGGCCAGCUCUCUUUCCUACUUCUAGUUCUUACAUGACUAAUGCUAAUGAGCCACUUCCCACAUCCCAGACAACAGAAGUGGCCAGGCCAGGUCUGCUUCCUACCCCUACCUCUACUUCUUUUACAUUUAAAGCAACUGAGACCCCUGUCAGCUCCCAGACCAUGGAGUCGACCAGACCAGCUCUGCUUCCUACCCCUACAUAUACUUAUAAAAAUACUGAUUCGUCUGUCACUUCACAGACCACUGAGACAAACAGACCAGCUCUGCUUCCUACCCCUACAUCUAUUUCAUUUUCAUUUAAAAUUUCUGAUUCAGUUGCCAACUCCCAGGCUACUGAAACAGCCAGACCAGCUCUUCUCCCUACUCCUUCCUCUGGUGCUUUUCCUUUUAAAAAUGCAGAUACAUCUGCUGGUUUGUCUUAUCGCUCAAAUGUAACAUCAUCUGCUAGCUCUUCAGACCAAGGGAGUUCUUACAUUCCUCUUGGCAAACACACAGUGCCAUUAGGUUCAUCUGACCCAACUUCUGUUGAAGUGAAGCCCCAUUCUGUAGCAUCAUCAUCUGCAUCUGUUACUAGUACUACUAAUACCACCACCACCACCACCACCACCUAUCAGAACAGACAAGUGAGAACAGCUGGGUUUUCUGAUUCUCCAAGAGGAGCAUACUAUGAAGGCCCAAGGGGCCCAAGGUUUGAUGGACCACAAGGAAGAGACUUUGAGAGAUUUGAAUCUCCAAGACAGAGAGGGCCUCAUUUUCAGGGCCAACGUUUAGAAGGUCCACGGACAAGGCUUCACAAUCAACAUAUGGAUGGAUCUUCAGGCAAACAGGGGACUAUCCCUCGAGGACCAGCAGCAGCAUUUUAUACUCCCUCGGGUGCACCACAAAUGCAGACUUCUCAAGCAAGUGGACCACGGUGGAGAGGACCUAGACCACCUCUGGGGCAACAGAAUCAUCAAGGAGAAAAUAAAGAAUCUAUUACUGAAAUGGGAAGUGGUCAGUCAGCAGCACAUAAAUCUAAAUUUACGCCAGAUACAAAAAUCCCUGGCCCAGGUCAACCUGAUAAGGACUUGUCUACAGCACAACAAAAUUUAUCCAGAAAAGAGGGUGAAGUAAUGUCAGAAGGGAAGAAGCAGAGUGCAGCUGAGUCUGAAUUGCAAUCAGAAGAAUCAAAAACAUCUGCUCAUACUUCAGCUGCCCUGCAUCAGCCACCAGUUUCCACACUUUCUCCAAAACCAGGAGGGAAGAAAACAUUAUUACCGUCACCACUAAUAGAAAAUAAAGAAUUGAAUUCUAUGGAAGAUAAACUGGCCCCAGAAAAUAAUCAGAACAAAGAACAGUCCAAAUUGGAGAACAGGGGGAGAGGGCAAAUUAAACCAGGAGAUAAUCAGGCAAAAGGACCAGUUGGCAGAGGCAGGGGCCAGGGUAGAAUGGAAGAUACUAGAGGUAGGGGACGAGGCCGAAGGGAAGAUGUCAGAGGAAGAGGAAUGCCAAAUAGAGGUAGAGGGCAGACUAGAGAUGUAUCAGGCAGAGAUGUAAGCAGUGGACUAGGAAACCAUGACAAACUGUCAGAGGGCAAUUGGGAAUCUGGGAUGGGAGGACAGUCCGGCAACCAGGAAAGGGCAUUGGGUAGGAGAUCAAGCAGCCAGGAGAGAGGGUUACCACCUCGGAUCGGCAACAGAGAGAGGGGCCGUGCAGGUAGUCGAGAAAGAGGCAUAGUUAGGCCCCCCAGCAGCCAGGACAGAGCACUGGAUCGACAGGUUGGGAGCAGGGAGAGGGGCCCAGUUCGUCGAGCUAAUAGCCGGGAAAGAGACCUAGGCAGGAGACCUGGUAGCCGAGAGAGAGACCUGGGAAGGAUGCCUAGUAGCCGGGAGAGGGAUCUGCACAGGCAUGAUGAAGAUAAUAUUGAAAAUUUACCUCAAUAUUGUGAAGAACCAACUAGGCCUCCAUGGACAUAUGGGGAUGUUGGGAUGGAAGAAGGACAUCCGUUUGAAUACAGAGAUGGUCCUCCCCUAGAGCGCAGGCGAUUGGAUGAGUGGGAUAGAGACAGAUACUGGCAUGAGCAUGACCAGCAGUAUCAUGAUGAUCCCUUUGAUCCAUAUGAGAGAGAUGACUUGUUACCACACCACCAUCCUUUGCCUCCACUUUCACCUCUGCCCCCUCUGCCUCCCUUACCUCCCUUGUCUGCUGAUCUUGAGAGACGAGAUCCAUUUUGGGAUGAUUGGGAAAGGCCUGUGGGUAGAGACAGGGAGAUAGACAGAGAUCUGGACUGGAUCAGAAGACCCUUGGAUGUGUAUGAUCGUGAGUUAGAAAGGGACUGGGAAAGAGAUUAUGUAAGACCAUUGGACAGAGGCACUUUGAGUCAUGAUCUGGACAUACCUCCUCUCCCACCACUUCCUCCCCUUCCUCCUUUAGACAGAUAUCAUGAGGAUCGAUGGCUGGAUGAAAGAGAGAGAGAUUUCUGUGACAGAGAUCCUAGAGACAGGGGAGAACUUAGAAUUCGAGAGUAUCCAGAAAGACAUGAUAUGUGGAGAGAACAGUCUGACUUCCCACCUGACAGAGGUGAUUGGGAGAGGGAAAGGUUUCCAGAUAGGUGGUACCAGAAUGAAAGGGAAAGAUACCCACCUUUAGAGGAUCACAUGGAACCACCACCACUGCCACCACGGUCUGAACUGUUGGGAGAAGAGCCAAAUGUAGCAGCUGAGCAGUCAUUAGGAGGAGUAAUGAUCCUUAGCCAAAGGCAGCAUGAAAUAAUCUUGAAGGCAGCCCAAGAGCUAAAAAUGCUACGAGAACAGAAAGAACAUAUGCACCACCUGACAGAAUAUGUUCCUGAGCCCCAAAUACCUGAGUUGCCACUACAGGAAAUGCCUAGAUCACAGAAUACAGCUAGUAGGAAGGAUAAUUUCCAGGCCCCUUCUGAAAUGCAGUCUGAGGUCCCAGUAGAGGAGCCACCUAUUCAGCCUACUCCAGCUGUAAUUAUAAAGCCACCAAUCAUGUUUCAAAAGCCUGCUCCAAGCCAGCCACCAACAACCAAGUCAGCUGCUCCAGUGGCAAAGACUUCUAUCCCAGCUAUUCUAGCUGCAAAUGCUCCUCAGGCAGCAUCAAAGGUUCCUGCUCCACCAACACAGCCAAAUGCUCCAAUUCCCAUUUCAUCUGCAGCACCCACACAUGUUGCAGCUCCUGUCGUAAAGUCAUCACCUGGCAUGAACCAAGAGCAUUGGGAUGAAGAUUCUUUCCAGGGACUUUGGGACAGCAGUGAAGAUAAAGGUUUUAAAUCAGAGUAUAACUCACCUACAUCAGAUCCCUCAUUGUCUUCAUCAGUAGUCCCAGCAUCCAUUGCUCCAGGCAUAGCACAUUUUUCCAAGCCACCACCAAUUAUUCAUCAGACAGUUGAUUAUGGACAUGGACACAGUCACGGACAAGAUAUUAGUACCAGUAAAGGUGGGCAGAUUCCUUAUGGGGAACGAAUAACUCUGCGUCCAGAACCUCUUCAUGAGAGGCAAUCCUUUUCAAAAGAACAUCCAAGCCAGCGGGAUCGAUACAUGAAGGAAAGAGAAAAUUACUUUGAUCGGCAAAAUAAUACCACUUCUGAUCACAGAGAUUUCAGGAGAGAGCGAGAUCCAUAUAGGGACCGUAUUUCUGGUGACCAUGAACGGGAAAGAUUUGACAAAGAACGCUAUCCACGAGAACGAGAAGACAGGCCAUCUCCUUCAAGAAUUCAGUCUUACCGUGACAAAGAUCAUUCAAACUCAAGGAGAGGAGGAUUUGAAAGGCAGCCAUAUGAGAGGAAACCUGAUCGUCCACCCUAUGAUCAUGGACCUUCCAUAUUUGGAGGUGACCGGAGAAAUUACCCUGAUGAUAGAAUGCCCAUGCCUACUCCUUCAAUACCUCGACAGCCACCACCCGCACCUCGUGUAGACAGAAAACCAGAAUCUAAAAAUGUGGAUGAUAUACUGAAACCACCUGGCCGGGAAAGUAGACCAGAGAGAAUUGUCAUUAUCAUGCGAGGAUUGCCAGGCAGUGGAAAGACUCAUGUUGCAAAGCUCAUCAGGGAUAAGGAAGUAGAAUGUGGAGGAGCGGCACCCCGAGUGCUUAGCUUGGAUGACUACUUUAUUACUGAAGUAGAAAAAGAAGAAAGAGACCCUGAUACAAAGAAAAGAAUAAAAAAGAAGAUGUUGGAGUAUGAAUAUGAAGCUGAUAUGGAAGAGGUCUAUCGUGCUAGCUUGUUCAAAACCUUCAAAAAGACUUUGGAUGAUGGAUUCUUUCCUUUUAUUAUUCUUGAUGCCAUCAAUGACAGAGUACGCCACUUUGAGCAGUUCUGGAGUGCUGCAAAAACGAAAGGAUUUGAGGUUUACUUGGCUGAAAUAACUGCUGACAACCAGACCUGUUGCAAGAGAAAUGUCCAUGGACGCAAGCUCAAGGAAAUUAAUAAGAUGGCUGACCAUUGGGAGGUAGCACCUCGUCAUAUGAUACGUUUAGAUAUUCGUUCUUUACUACAGGAUGCUGCUAUUGAAGAGGUGGAGAUGGAAGAUUUUGAUGCCAACAUUGAAGAUCAGAAAGAUGAAGAAAAAAAAGAUGCUGAAGAAGAAGAGAGUGAAUUGGGUUACAUUCCGAAAAGCAAAUGGGAGAUGGAUACCUCUGAAGCAAAACUAGACAAAUUGGAUGGAUUACGAACUGGUGCUAAGAGGAAGCGUGAUUGGGAGGCAAUUGCCAGCAGAAUGGAAGAUUAUCUCCAGCUUCCAGAUGAUUAUGAUACCCGUGCUUCAGAACCUGGAAAAAAGAGGGUGAGGUGGGCAGACCUUGAGGAGAAAAAAGAUGCAGACAGAAAGAGGGCUAUUGGCUUUGUUGUCGGACAAACUGAUUGGGAGAAAAUCACAGAUGAAAGUGGUCAUUUUGCUGAAAGAGCACUCAAUCGUACUAAAUACAUCUGAUGCAACUGUCAGAUGGAACUUUCUUCAUUUAAGACCAUUUGCUUUGGUGAGAACUGAACACAGGGUGGCAUGGAAAAAGUCAUUCUCCAUCUUGAGAGUUGUGUGAUUCUUUUUU